AAGGAGGGGGGGGGGGGUCAAAACAGGAACAAAAUGGCUGCGACGGGCGACGACGCCGCAGCAAUGGACAGCAUCUCCAGGGCCCCCGCGGCCCAUCUGGCGGCUCUGAACGCGGCAGCGAGCUCCGGCGGCCCGGCGGAAGCCCCGGAGGACGCGGCGGAGAGCCCGGCGGUCGCUCCCAAGAAGCCGAGCACGAACAGUGAUGGUGGCGUGGAGACGGCAGAGGAGGCCGUGGAGCCUGCAGACCCCGACAUCAACGAGCUGUGCACCGACAUGUUUGAAAAGAUGUCCGUCUUCCUGCAAGGAGAACUAACAGGGACUUGUGAGGACUACCGUCUCCUGGAGAACAUGAACAAGCUCACCAGUCUGAAGUACAUGGAGAUGAAGGACAUCAGCAUCAACAUCAGCCGUAACCUGCAGGAUCUCAACAACAAAUAUGCCAGCUUGCAGCCCUACCUGGACCAGAUCAAUCAGAUUGAGGACCAAGUGUCGUCACUUGAACAGGCGGCUUACAAACUGGACGCGUACUCCAAGAAACUGGAGGCCCGAUUCAAGAAGCUGGAGAAGCGAUGAGGAGAGAGAGAGGAAGUAGACUUGAGUCACGGUGCCGGCUCCCCUUCUUUAACCUUCGCCUCGUCUUCUCCUCGCGGAGCUGCAAGGAGGACGUGAACCGAGACUGAAACCACAGUCAGAGACGCUUUGACACCAAGGAAACGGACCCAGGAGGAAGCGGCUGGGCGGACGUGAAUUAGAGCUGCAGUGAUUGGCUUAGAAUAGAAUUUCUCAUUUUUUAACUCCCAUUAUCACGGAUUUCUUUCGGCAGCUGUCGUGCGGCGGAAGAUGAACUGGGGUGUUUGGCGUGAAACUCACAUUCUUUUGGAAAUACUUCAUGUUGAACAAAUCAGUCUAAUUACUAGCAUAUCUUUAAUUGAGUGGUGGAUUCAGAAGAUACUAAUUUACUACUAAAGUAACAGAAACGUGUGGAUAAAACAAUACUUUGGUCAUUUGUAAAUAUUUACUUGAUGAAGCAUGCUUAUAGACAUUUGUAUUAAAUAUCCAGCCUUCUAAUUCUGAUCAUUUUACCUAAUGGAUAUAUUUCCACUAUAUAAUGGUAGCUUGAUGUUGGGACGCUCUGAUGUUGCACAAUUAUUUGUCCUAAUUGUGUGAAUUCUACCACAAACCGGUUAAUUUAUAGAGUUUGAUGCAAAAAACAAGGUUUCUCUUUUGCAGUUUUAAUUCAAAGAUAUUUAAUAUGAAUUCAUUAUUGUAUUCCUGGAGAUUUUGACACAUAAGACUGGAGUUUUUAUUUAUUUUUUAUUUAAAUAAAUACCCUGUGCAUAUCA
Molecule: messenger RNA, 1343 nt
Organism: Cyclopterus lumpus (lumpfish)
Lineage: Eukaryota; Metazoa; Chordata; Actinopteri; Perciformes; Cyclopteridae
Gene: bloc1s2
Product: biogenesis of lysosomal organelles complex-1, subunit 2
Exons: 5
Coding region: 34-573 (179 amino acids)
Biological process (GO): endosomal transport; lysosome localization
Cellular component (GO): gamma-tubulin complex; BLOC-1 complex; BORC complex
Molecular function (GO): gamma-tubulin binding
Source: RefSeq, a predicted model, not a curated record